Molecule: messenger RNA, 543 nt
Organism: Effrenium voratum
Lineage: Eukaryota; Dinophyceae; Suessiales; Symbiodiniaceae
Source: the annotation of a GenBank genome assembly
AUGGCUCUGGAGGCGGAGAACCUGACCUAUGACGGGUUGAAGGACAUUGUGGAUGGGUACUUGUGCCGCCCUUGCUCGCCCGUGGUUACUCCAGAGCUUGCGCGUGGCACCUUCGACAUGACCACGUUUCCCAUGGACGAGCUCCGCAGCACAGACAAUGUGUCCGUGCACGUCUUUGACAUCAUCUGGGGCUUCAAUGACGACAUCGACAUGCAAGAGCUCGGCCGACUGUACAAGCAGGCCUGUGAACAGGGAGACCUACAGCUGUUGCCAAGUCGUUUCGGCUUGAAGGAGCGAUGCCCCAAGGAGACCAAGCUACAGAUGGUCAUCUGCAAUUGCAAUGAUGGCAGCAAAGUCAUCCUGAAGCACAUCAUGUUCCCGCAGAAGAUGAAGGCCUGCCUCUUUGAGAAGAUGGUCUAUGGCCGCCCGCACCGAGCAAAGUGGAUGACGGGAUCACCCAAGACAGGCCGGAAGGUCUUGCAGUACUGCUUGGAGCAUCUUGGUGGCUUUGUCUUCACAAAUGCAGAGCUAAAGAGCAGAUAA